UGGGGCCCCCGGGAAAUAGGGGAUCAAGGGGCCCCUGUGUCCUUGCCCAAACUCAAAAAAGCCUAUGAAAAAGGUACCAGGGGCAUCUCAUGGGGCCCCCUACUGACCCCGGGCCCUCGGGCAGUUUCCAAAUGGUCAGUCCGCCCCUGCAUCAAUGAUUUAGAAAAGCGGCCAACCAAGGGCGGACUGACAACUCAUGGGGCCCCCGGGCAAUAGGGGAUCAUGGGGCCCCUGUGUCCUUGCCCAAACCUAAAAAAGCCUAUUAAAAAAGGUACCAGGGUAAUCUCAUGGGGCCCCCUACUGACCCCGGGCCCUCGGGCAGUGCCCGAGUUUCCAAAUGGUCAGUCCGCCCCUGGUAACUUGUAAAA
Staurois parvus is the source of this 368-nucleotide messenger RNA. NCBI's taxonomy places the organism in Eukaryota, Metazoa, Chordata, Amphibia, Anura, Ranidae. The record is from the annotation of a GenBank genome assembly.